AAAACUUUUAGAAAUUAAUGGAAGCCAUCCCAUCCCGGCUUUUCUGUUUUGCAGCAAAUUUUAUGUGACUAAUUGCUUAAUUUCUCUGUGUGCUGCUUCUCUGUCGCCGAGAUUCUUCUCCUUCUUCAACCUUGAAAAACCCUAAAAGAUAAGCCACUGCCACUACCACCGUAUUUACCCCCUUUGGCAAUUCCGCCUGCCGAAUCUCGAAUCCAGUAAUGGCGGCUGCGGCGACAGCCAGGGCCCAGGCGCUCUCUCUCCUCGCCGCCGCCAACAACCACGGCGAUUUGGCUGUGAAGCUCUCAUCUCUCAGACAGGUGAAGGAGAUAUUGCUGUCGUUGGAGCCGUCUCUCUCCGCUGAGUUUUUCCCCUAUCUCGCAGAACUCCACUUGUCGCCUGAAAUUCUAGUUCGCAAAUCCCUUAUCGAGAUCAUCGAAGAGGUUGGUUUGAGGAUGCUGGGUCAUUCCUAUGUUCUAGUGACUGUCUUACUAGUCUUAUCAAGGGACGAGGAUCAACUUGUUGCAAAGAAAGCUAUUUCUGCUGGCACAACUUUCUAUUGCAGCAUCUUGGAGGAGAUGGCAAUGCAGUUUCAUCAUUGUGGUAAAGUUGAUCGUUGGUUUGGGGAACUAUGGACAUGGAUGGUUAAGUUCAAAGAUGCUGUCUUUUCUUCUGCAUUGGAGCCUGGUUGUAUAGGGGUGAAAGUUUUGGCUCUAAAGUUUAUGGAGAUAUUUGUUUUGCUUUUUACUCCUGAUGCAUCUGAUCCUGAGAAACUUUCCAACGAAGGAAGUAGACAAAUGUUCAACAUAUCCUGGCUUGCUGGUGGUCACCCCAUUCUAAAUUCAGCAUCGCUCAUGUCUGAAGCAAAUAGGACAUUUGGAAACUUACUAGAUUUCAUACUGUCGGCUGGUCGUUUACCGGGUGCAGUGACCAUAGCUGUUGUUGGUUGUCUUGCGGUGGUAGCAAGGAAGAGGCCUGUCCACUACAACACCGUCCUUUCUGUUCUGCUGGAUUUUCACCCAAAUCUUGAGACGGUUAAGGGGUGCCAUGCUCCAAGCGUUCAGUAUUCCAUUAGAACUGCCUUGCUGGGAUUUCUUAGAUGUACUUCCUCACCUAUGAUAGAGUCAAGAGACAAGCUUCUUAGAGCAUUUCGAGCAAUGAAUGCUGCAGAUGUUGCUGAUCAAGUUCUCCGUCAAGUUGAUAAAAUGGUCAGAAAUAAUGAGCGUGCUGCACGCGAAAAUUGGUCAGCCAAGAAUAACCAGGCAAUUAACCAUCAAAAUUCUUGGGAUUUGUCAAAGAAACGAAUAAUGCCCCAGGGUGAAGAUGAUACAAUCAAUGGAGAGGUUGCUCCUAAGCGCUUACGCCAUAAUACUAACAUGCAUUUGACCCCGCUUCAAACAAGUGAUUCUCCACAUGGAACUGUCGCGAUCAAUGGCAUAUCCUCUGGGAACCAUCCUCCAGACAGUGAGUUGACUCCAGUGGAACAAAUGGUUUCAAUGAUUGGUGCUUUGCUUGCUGAAGGAGACAGAGGAGCUGCAUCACUUGAAAUUCUCAUUUCAAAGCUUCAUCCAGAUAUGCUUGCUGAUAUUGUAAUAACAAGCAUGAAACAUUUGCCUAGUAGCCCUCCUACAUUGACAACUUCAGUGGCUACUCCAGCAGAUAUUGUGGUAUCUUCUUCGAUAAAUUCCAUGCGUUCCCCGACUCCUCAGCCACAACUUUCUUUGGAUCCAACCCUUCCUGCUGGAUCAUCAUUUUCUGAUGUGCCUAGCUUUAAUAGCACGGUUGCCGACCCUAGACGCGACCCAAGAAGGGACCCGCGUCGCAUGGAUCCAAGGCGUUUAAAUUCAUCUGUGGGACCAACAUCACUGCCGGUAACCGAGGGUAAAGAACCAGUCCCAGUACCAACGGACAUCUCUACGUUACCGAGCAAGCCGCUUUCGGUUCCUGCUGUCACGGCAGGGGCUAGUGGUUCAGUUCACCCAACAACAGUAGAGCGUAGCCAAGACAAGGUGAUGGGAAGUUCAGUAAUUAGAAUAGUUGAUCAGCCUGAUUACAGAGAGGACUUGUUGAAUAUUACCAACGAGAGUGGUUACCCCUCAAAGGGCAAAUCAUCUUUAGAUGUUCCAUUAUCUCCUUGCAGGGAUGAUGAAGGCAUGAGAGAAACAAAGUUUUCAGGUUCUGAAACACAGUGCGAUUUGGAUCUGGUAUCUUUCCCAGAUUUUGAUCAACAUUCGCCUUCAGCAUCAGUCCCAGAUUUUGAUCUACACCCGCCUGCAGCGUCAAACAUUACUGCAGCAGAGGAAAGCUACCGAGAGUUGGCAUCUGUUCCAUCGUAUGUUGAACUUACCACAGAGCAAAGCAAAACUGUAGGAAAGUUGGCUAUUGAACGGAUAAUUGAAUCAAAUAGACAUGUAUGUGGGUUUGAUUGUAACAAGAUUCGCAUGGCAUUGAUUGCCCGAUUGAUUGCCAAGAUCGAUGCUGGCAAUGAUGUUGCAGCCAUACUAAGAGAGCAUAUUAGUGUGGACCAUCGAGAAUUCAAGGGGCAUGAACUUGUUGUACAUGUUCUGUACCAUCUGCAUGCAAUGGCGAAUCUGGACACAGAUGAAUCAUCUGCCUAUGCUACUGUUUAUGAAAAUUUUCUCAUAGCAGUGGCGAGAUCAUUUCUGGAUGCUCUUCCUGCUUCCGACAAGUCUUUCAGCAGACUUUUUGGAGAAGCUCCACAUCUACCAGAUUCUGCCAUAAAGCUACUGGAUGAACUCUGCUCCACUCGUCAUGACCCUAUUGAAAGAGAAAACUGUGAUAGUGAGCGUGUAACUCAAGGGCUUGGUGCUGUUUGGAGCUUAAUUUUAGUGCGUUCAAAUGAGCGAAAAGCAUGUUUAGCUAUAGCAUUAAAGUGUUCUGUUCAUUCUGAAGAAGACAUCCGUGCAAAAGCCAUCCGACUUGUCACAAACAAAUUAUAUCACCUAACAGACAUAUCAGAGCAGGUUGAGCAAUUUGCGACCGAUAUGUUACUGUCUGCUGUGAACUCUGAGACAGAUCUCUCACAGAGUGGAUUUACUGCAGAAGGAAUAAAAGCAGAGGCCAAAAGUCAGAUAACUUCGACAAGUGACUCUACAUGGUCUGGAACCUCCGACAUUCAAUCUCAGCAGGAUGUACAAACUUCUCGUGAUGUUUCUGUUUUAUCAUUUUCAGAAGCUCAAAGACUAAUUUCUCUGUUCUUCGCUUUAUGUAAAAAGAAACCUAGUCUCCUACGACUUGUUUUUGAAGUUUACGGGAGAGCUCCAAAAACAGUAAUCCAGGCUUUUCAUCGACAUAUGCCUAUCCUGAUACGAGAAUUAGGUUCAUCUUAUGUGGAACUGCUCCAAAUAAUAUCUGAUCCUCCUAAGGGAAGUGAAAAUUUAUUGACAUUGGUGUUGCAAAUAUUGACACAAGAAUUGGCACCUUCGUCUGAUUUGAUUGCUACUGUAAAGCAUCUAUAUGAAACGAAGCUAAAGGAUGUUUCAAUUCUUAUUCCAUUGCUUUCUUCACUCACUAAAGACGAGGUUUUGCCCAUCUUUCCUCCCCUUCUUAAUCUUCCACCUGAUAAGUUCCAACUUGCGCUUGCUCAUAUAUUACAGGGUUCUGCUCACACCGGCCCUGCCCUAACACCUGCCGAGGUACUGAUUGCUAUCCACGAUGUUGUUCCUGAGAAGGAUGGGCCACCACUGAAAAAGAUAACAGAUGCAUGUUCAGCUUGCUUUGAACAACGCACUGUUUUCACGCAGCAAGUCUUGGCAAAGGCCCUUGGUCAGAUGGUAGAUCGAACACCUCUGCCUUUACUCUUCAUGAGAACAGUAAUUCAGGCAAUCGAUGCUUUUCCAAAACUGGUUGACUUUGUCAUGGAAAUACUCUCCAAGUUGGUGAGUAAACAGAUAUGGAGACUGCCAAAAUUGUGGCCUGGCUUCUUGAAAUGUGUGUCUCAGACACAGCCACAUUCUUUUCCUGUUUUGUUGGAGUUACCAAUGCCUCAACUAGAAAGUAUCAUGAAGAAGUUUCCUGAUCUAAGACCUUCCCUUACUGCUUAUGCGAAUCAGCCAACUAUCAGAGCUUCUCUACCAAAUUCAGCUCUUUCAGUUCUUGGGCUUGACAAUGGGAAAGAUUCGCGUCCACAAAUGCACCCGUCAGAUGCAACUUCUUCUAUUCAUGGGGCAGCCUUAACGUGACACUCUCUAGAAGAAGAUCGACACGUUGAAGUGUUUGGAGGAGAGACAAAGCAAAGAUACUCAAAUCUUGAGGCAAUGUCUUGAGACUGGCUACCACACGUAUAUCUGACUACUAACUACAUGUGUUUGCGAUUAGUAGCAAGACCAGUAUGGUAGGCCAGCGUGUAUGGUCAUAUUCAUAUUUUUCUUUCCUUAUUUUGUGUAUAUUUUUUAUAAGAACUUCACCGUGGCCGUGAGAAUUGGUUCACAUGUAAUGGAUGUACAAUCGCAUCAACGUUGUUUCCUCCUAUAGAGAGAAGAUAAAGAGUUUUUAGAAGUUUAGGAUAAUAUUCAAAAGACCAUAUUAUUUCAAUUUAUCCAUGGAGUUCACAUGGAUCCGAGGUUGGUGUGUAUGAGCACAUGAUAAUUCGAGAGUCGAGACCGUACCAAAUUAUUUACAGUAGUAAAAUUUUUUUUUACUGAAACAAUUGUAAACUUUCCCAGUACAAAAGAAAGUCUACCCAUAAAGGCAUAAACAGUGCAAAUUGAUGCAGCGAUUGUAAUCCAUUCGCUACUUGUCCAUUGUAUGGCAGAACAUAUCAGAUAUUUUUUGAACAUAUCAAUUCCACAGAGAAAAUGAAAAUGAUGUGGAAUCAUCAACGUCCCAAAGGUAAUACAAUUCCAUCUCAUACUAAAACACCAGAUCCAUAACAUACAAAAUUUUGAUGGUCUUGAGUACACGUUUUGCUUAAUAGUCCCUGAACACCUGAAUCCAAAGGUUCAGAACCCUAUAAAUCUUUUACCAGUCAAAAGUUGUAUCUUCAAACUAAUUCACAGUCAUGAGAGCUUCGAGAUUGUUCGGGAUCAGCCACCCUUGUGGGUAAGGGACAUCCCGGGCAUCCAAGUGAAGAUGCCAGUUCAGUAUCCUCGAGCAAAACGGUGGAACACCUUCCAUCUCGCUUUCAUCUGCCACCACCUGCUCUAUAAAUGUUGUCUCUUGGAAACCUUCCUUCACAGUGUCUAGUUGGCGGGUUGGAUGUGGAAAGGGACGUCGCCACCUUUUAGGGUCCCAGAGUAUAGUGCUGUUGAAAGCGAAUCCUGACAUAUCGACAUGGAAUCUCCGUAGUCUUUUACUCUUUUCGUUAGUGUGCCAUCCGAUUACUUGACUUCCGUUGCAAACUGGACCUUCAAGAAUGGCCUUGUUUUUGCUUGGCGCGAGCAUCGCAACAGGCCAAGUUCCAAAUCGGCUGAUUGUUCUUAAGCUUUGAAACAGCUCAAGCGAGUAGAUAUUGUCAUCAUCAGCGAAGUAGACAAUUCCAUCGAGCUUGUGCAACUCGAUAUGUUCCAAUGCAGUGUUUCUCUGGUGAACGCCUCUGUCCUUGAUACUCGUCAUGUUCCUCUUGCAAACCAAGUGUCUGUACAUCACUCCCGACUUUCUCAGGAUCUCCGAGGUCUCAAACGACGCUGCAUUGCCUUCCACCACUAUCCACAGUACAGGCGGCUCCACUAGCCUCAGCGUCUGAGCAACCCUGUUCAAGUAAUACGCCUGCAUCGCUCGAUUGUACGUUGGUGUGACAACAAUUAUGAGCUUCCUCGGCACAAUAUCCAAAUCCUCCUUCACCAUCUCCUUCUUCCCAAGUUCGGCUUCCGCCACGAAACUUACUCCAUCUACCGAAACCUCUUCCCGUUUCCCGUUUUCCAGCCGUUGCUCAAAGUUCGGCGGUUUGAUCUCGAAGGAGAACCGAUCGGCGCCGUUCACGUCUUCCAUGUGUCCGUAUGGUGUCAUACCUAGCAGAAACCCAAGAAGAAAGAAAGCGAGGAAUUGGAAAAACGGUCGCCGCCAUCCACCUCUGCGCGAGAUUUUAGGAUCAGACGUCGCUCCGGAAAGCUUGGUGAGAUAUGAGAGAAUUUGCGAAGAACUGUGUUUACUGCUACCCUUAUGAGGAGAGGAUGAUAUAGACGAGGGAGAGAAUGGUGCACCGCCAAUCUCGUAUGGUCGAUCAUGAUACACCGGCGAGAGAGUUCGCCGGAUUGAAGCCAUCAGAUUGUGUUACACCUCAGUGCUCCAAAUCAAACAUUGAAAGAGAUGAACAGAAAUUUCGCAGAGAGGAGCAACAGAAAAGCACCAAAUCGCAGGAUUUCAAGCUCAAUUUCUGAAUAAGUGAGGUCUCGAGUUCUACUCUAACUCGCCGAUUUGGAUCUGUCGCCGCCGAGAUCUGAAAGAGGGCUGGAGGGAAAGUUGCGGGGGAGAGAGAGAGAGAGAGAGGCCCAAAUUAUUGUUAAACAAAAAAAAGAAUAAAAAUUCUGAAACUACGCGGGUUCGUGGGACACGUGGACACUGGACAGA
Messenger RNA from Thlaspi arvense, 6525 nucleotides. NCBI's taxonomy places the organism in Eukaryota, Viridiplantae, Streptophyta, Magnoliopsida, Brassicales, Brassicaceae. The record is from the annotation of a GenBank genome assembly.